Caenorhabditis angaria is the source of this 2010-nucleotide messenger RNA. The record is from the annotation of a GenBank genome assembly. Lineage: Eukaryota; Metazoa; Nematoda; Chromadorea; Rhabditida; Rhabditidae.
AUGUACAGUAGUAUUUUAUGGUGGGUGGGGUUUUCUUCCGGGGCAAAAAAAAUAAUGGCAUUAUUAUAUUAUCAUAAUAUUUUCAGUUUUAUUCUCAAAAUGUUAUUGUUUUUGGUGGCUGUUUGGUGUUUUAUUUUUGGAUUUGUUGAUUCCUAUACUAGUAUUACUAAAUAUUUGAUUGGAAAUAAAACUUAUUUUGAACGAUUUGAUCAACCAUGGUUUAGACAUAUGCAUUAUGAUCAUGAAAGGGUAAGUUCUUAUUGGAUUACUGUAGUUCUCCAAACAAAAAAAAUUGAAUGUGAAAAUGUGAUAAAAGUGUUCUUCUUUCUUAUAUCUUCUUUUUUAGGUAAAAGAUUCGGAAAAAGAUUCAUCAGCUUUUGGAAAACAUUAUGUUCCAGACGAUGAUGUUUUUAUAGCACCGGAUUGGUCAAAAAAAGAACAAAAAUAUUUGGGAUGUUUGAAUCGAACUUGUGUUUGUGGAUUUUAUGAUGGUAGGUUGGUUACUUUUGAUUUUUCUUAAAUUCAAAAAUCUUUUUUCUAGGCGAAGUUUCAAAUGGCGAAUGUAUUUUAGCAGGAGGAAAGAAAUUGAAACCAGCAAAAAGAGUCGAAUUAAGAAUGUUAUCGGAUAAAAAUAGAAAAUUGAUUGAGAAAACGUGGAAUUCAAUGAAAAAAAGUGGAUUAUAUAAUAGAAUUGGACGAGUUCAUAAAUAUUCGGGUGUUCAUUCUGGACCUGCAUUCACAAUUUGGCAUCGAGAAUUUUUAAAAAGACUUGAAAUUAUUCUCCGAACUCAUUCACCAAUUCCUGAAUUUGGUAUUCCAUUUUUCGAUUCAACUCUCGAUUCUCCAUUGCCAGAUCCAAAAGAAUCAAUUAUAUUUUCGGAAUUAUUUCUUGGAGAAGUAAAUGAAGAUGGAUUUGUUAAAAAUGGACCAUAUCAUAAUUGGGAAACAAUGGAAGGAAGAAGUCAAAUUUUGAGAAAAUUUGAUUAUGAUAAAGGAGGAGAAUUAUUGAAUAAUGCAAGAGUUGAUUGGUUAAUUAAUAAUCCUGAUAUUAAUAUGAUACUUGGACCAACAAUGCCAUUAACUGUGAGUUUUUCGAAAACUGGAAAAUAAAUUAUUUAAAGUUAUUUCAGAGUUGUCCAAUGAAUCAUACACUUGAUGCUCGAAUGCUCGAAUAUUCUCAUGAUUAUGUUCAUUUUUUCAUAAGUUAGUUUUAUUUUCGACAGAAGCAGAGAAAAUACGGAAGCUUUUCAAAUAUUUGUUGCCUCAAUGUUGGGAAUCUCCCAAAUCUGCGGAUUUUUGAGUUAUUAAAAAUUGAGAUUUAUAGAAUUCUUACGAACCCCUGUAUUUUUUCAAAAUAUAUUCUUGUAGAGUUUGGGACAAGGAAUAUUCAAUUCAAGAUCUGAUUCUUUCCUUUAUCUCUUAUGUUCUUAAAUUAAUGUUUAAUUUGCAGAUGGAGAUAUGAGUAAAUCAUAUUCGUCUUCAAAUGAUAUUGCAUUUGUAUAUCAUCAUUGUAUGAUUGAUUGGAUUUUUGAGCAUUGGAGACAAAAUCAACAAACAAGACAACAAAGAGAAAUUGAUUAUCCAUUGAGUGAUGAAAGAUGUUUCCCAUUUUGGCAUUUUGCUGAAAAUCCAAUGCCACUUCUUCAGCCACUUAAAAAUCAAGAUGCUUUAUCAAAUGGAUAUACUGAUCAUUUUUAUGAAUUUGAUAAAAGACCAAGUUGUACAAGAGAAAAACCAGAUUGUGGUUCAAAGUAAGACUAAUGUACAUUUUAUUGAGAUUAAUUAAAAACUACAGUAAUUUUCAGAUAUUUGUUCUGUUAUCUUCCUGAAAAUCCACAUGAACUUCCAUAUUGUGUGAGUAAAUUGCGAAGAAAUGGAAAUUGUGAAGGAUUCGAAAAAUAUCCGAUUUGUUAUUGGGGAAAAUGUAUAAAAGGAAGAUGUAAAGAAUCACAAAAUGAACAUCAGAAAAUUGAAAAACCUAGCAAUUUUCUAGAACUUAUUAUGAAAUGA